UCUUUUGACAUCCAGACGGCAAUUAUGCUCAUCAUUGGUGGCAGUAUCCUGGUGGCCGUGCUCGUACUGAUAUGUACUAUCGUCUGUCUUUACUUCAAAGUAUCCAAGGCAUUCAAAGCUGCUGAGAAACCUGAUGCUGUGGCUGUAAAUAAUAAUCCAUGUGAGGUCAUGCAGGACGAGGUUUCCUUGGCCAAAGUUACCCAGUGCAAAGCCAUCCCCACUGAGUCUUGCCGUGCCCUCCAGUGCUGUGAUGAAUGUAGAAUGUAUGCAGAUUUUGAUUCCCUGCUGUCUUGCUUUUGUGACAUACAUGACGGACUCUUAGGAAUGGGGAACAGCAGUGAAGGCUUAAGUGUCAAUGAUGCUGCCCAUUCAUGA
This is a messenger RNA of Galeopterus variegatus (Sunda flying lemur), 375 nucleotides long. Its product is annotated as protein FAM24B-like. The transcript is spliced from 3 exons. The coding region runs from base 25 to 375 and encodes 116 amino acids. The record is from RefSeq and is a predicted model, not a curated record. NCBI's taxonomy places the organism in Eukaryota, Metazoa, Chordata, Mammalia, Dermoptera, Cynocephalidae.